Messenger RNA from Anisakis simplex (herring worm), 762 nucleotides. NCBI's taxonomy places the organism in Eukaryota, Metazoa, Nematoda, Chromadorea, Rhabditida, Anisakidae. The record is from the annotation of a GenBank genome assembly.
AUGGUACUAGAACGAUUGGUGAAGAAGGAUCGAGUGCAACGAUUCAUUUGUCAGCUCAUAACAAUUAUGGGCACAAUGAAAAUCACCACAGAUGCCUUCAAUAUUUGCGAUGUUUCAUCGUCUGUUUGUAUUCCAAUGUCCGAUAUUCAGCACAUAUUUCAGGUAAAUUGCACGUGUAUUCUGGUUGCGAAACAAUAUUUUGAAGUGUCAAAUGAAACGAAUUUAUACAUGAGCGGUAUGCGAAUACCGUUCGACUUGUUCAGGCAGCAGAUGCUCACAUCACGACAACGUCAACUACUCGACGCUCGUCUCGACGACCUGUUACCUCGAGACCAAUCGCUCUACUUAUCACCAUCUAUUUUUAUCAACAUGCAUAUUGUUGAGUAUUUCACCUUGUUCACUUGUAAUCGUUCAUCACUCACUGAUAUCUUCACUGCGAUCAGUAACUCUGAGGUAUUACUAUCACAAGUUAUAACUGACCAGGACGACGUAUCAGUUGUGGUGGUCAGUGUUGUACGGGGCCAGUUCAAUGUUGCCAGAUUACUAUCGGACCUAUGUACCCGUGAAUGUCGACGAAGAAUUCGCGUUGAUAGUAGAUAUUGUCGUUGGAAAUGUGCUGAAAAUAUUCGAACGAAUCAUAUUUCAAUUGUUGGCUCGAAAAAACACGACUGGAAGAACUUCUUGCGCAUUGCUGCUGUGGACAACGUACGAAAUAAAUAUGGAGCAUUUAUCCAAGACGAAUAUCGAACCCCACAGCAGUGA